CUUUUAUUUAUUUUUUGGUAAUUAAAACUAAAUUUAAUAAUAAAAUUUAAGAAUUUUGAACUAAAAGUAUAUUUAAAAAGUGAAUAAACGUUUCUAUAAAAAAACGUUGUGUUGCAAGUUAAAGAAUUUAAUACGAAAACAUUACUAACACAUGGGUGCUGCCAGGGUUUACUUUUAUUGUUUUACUUAAAACAAAAGCUCAAAUUUACUAGCAAUUUUAAAAAAACGGCAUCGACAUGAAUUAUGGGCGUAAGACUCCCUCGACCUAUCGAUCAAAUCCCUCUGUGUAUUCCCAUACCACGGGAAGAUCUUCUACAAAUCUUCAUACCGUCAAAUCACGUUCCACACGUUCGGUGCGUAUACCUUGGUACCAAAGACCCAUUCUAAAGAACAAUCAAUAUAUUGAUAUACAAAAAAAUGCCAUGAUGAUUGGUUUAUUUGCCAUAUUUUUGGCUUUAUUCACCAUUGGCACUGCCAUCUUUGAUAUAUAUUGUUUGGCCAUGGCUGCGCCUGGUUCAACACAUUAUGGUUAUUAUAUUAUAUCAUAUGAAUUUGUGUAUGUUGGCAACAAACAUGUACGCAACAUGUUGAUGGUAUUUGCUUUAUUUUCAUUAGUAUUGGGUGUUAUAAUAUUAUUUACCAGUAUACUGCUAGUAGUAGCUUUAAGAAAGGAAUAUGAACGUAAAAUUUUACCCUGGCUUUGGACCUUUGCCAUAUUUACUGUAUGGCGCUUUUUGUCUCUACUAUUCUUUGCCAUUGUCAAUGAUUUGUAUUUUGCCUACAAUGCUGUCAUGGUAUUUUUAUGGUCCGUUUUUGUUUUGAUUUGCAUCUUAGGUUGGUGUGUGGUUUAUUCAUUAUUCCUGGAGUUAGUAGAUCUAACGAAAUUAGAAGAUUUGGCUCACUUAAGAAUGGGUACUAUGGCUUCUUUACAUGCCUCCACUGCCAAUUCCUUAGCCGGUUCACGUCCCACUACACCACAUAGUACUGUUUCUACUAUGCCAGUUGGUUGAGUUUACUGUAAUGCACAAAUAUUGGCAUUUUUUAAGAAUCUCUCUGCAAUUACUUUUUUAUAUGUAUUACUAUCGAAACCGUCCCAUAUUUUUAAUGUUUACUUUAUCAAUAUCUUUUUAAUGCCUUAAAGUAGAAAACAUUCCAUCGAUAUAUAAUUUUGUUUAAAAAUGUUAACACAUUUAUUUAUAUGUAUGUAUUUAGAAGUGCCUUAAUUGAAAAAAAAAGACAUCAUUAUUUGUUCUUUACACAGUAGUAGUUGAUUGAUUAUAAAGCUUACAAAUUGUUUUUAAGUACAUUUUUACAUUUAAUAGAUUUAUAUAUAUUUUUUAGUAUGUAAGCUGAAAAUUGUACCGUCCAUUUUUUAUAUAAUACAUAAUUAUAUGUAAUAUGUAUUUGCUAAUUAAACGAAUACAAAUAAGGAUUUUAAAAAUUUAUUUAAAACAUUUUUUAUCUCAAAUAUUAUUGAAAAUAUUUAACAUAUCAGUCAAUAAAAGAAAAUAAAACAAUUUUUUU
Messenger RNA from Lucilia sericata (common green bottle fly), 1524 nucleotides. RefSeq lists its product as uncharacterized. Bases 237 to 1010 code for a protein of 257 amino acids. The record is from RefSeq and is a predicted model, not a curated record. NCBI's taxonomy places the organism in Eukaryota, Metazoa, Arthropoda, Insecta, Diptera, Calliphoridae. The transcript is spliced from 7 exons.